Molecule: messenger RNA, 2810 nt
Organism: Electrophorus electricus (electric eel)
Lineage: Eukaryota; Metazoa; Chordata; Actinopteri; Gymnotiformes; Gymnotidae
Gene: chrne
Product: cholinergic receptor, nicotinic, epsilon
Biological process (GO): monoatomic ion transmembrane transport
Cellular component (GO): postsynaptic membrane
Molecular function (GO): transmembrane signaling receptor activity; acetylcholine-gated monoatomic cation-selective channel activity
Source: RefSeq, a predicted model, not a curated record
GGAAAAGCAAGGCGGGAUUCCGGCGAUCUCACAGUACACCUGUUAAAUCAUUGCGAGAAAAAUCUUCUGUUUACGACAGCGUGCACAGACGUUCUGAUUUAGGCCGGACCGCGCUUUAUAAGCUCCACAUCCUUCAUUCAGACCCCCAUUUGUCAUCCUUCUGGAGUGAACUGGUAGUUGCUUUCCAUUUGUCAAUAUUUGUAUUGCGUGUCACUGUCAUAUAACCUACAAAUCAAAGAAAAUAAGAUCAAAAAAGAAAAUAAUCAGUGGAUUAACCGCGUCGUGCUUCGCCUACCGGCUAACGGAAGUCCACGCUCUAGAAGCCAGUCAGUUAGGACGUUUGCAACGGUGGGAAAAUACCAAAACGAAAAGGUCUCAGUUCUCAGCGUCUGAAGACAGCGUGUGAGAAAGACUGACCACCGCGAUGGCAGCCCGGUCAGUUUGGACGUGUUUCGUUGCGGCCGCGCUCAUGGUUACAAUAGUGCAAGUCAGUGGAAAUGAGGAGUCCGAUCUUAUAGCAGAUAAGUUCACGAACUACAACAAGUUAAUUCGUCCAGCGAAGCACGCUGAAGACAAAGUGAAUGUUCAGGUUAAACUCACCCUCACCAACCUCAUCUCCCUGAAUGAGAAAGAAGAGACUCUGACCACCAGCGUGUGGAUUGAGAUGCAAUGGAACGAUUACCGCCUGGCGUGGAAUGCAUCAGACUACCAUGGCAUAGACGUGAUCCGUGUACCUUCCAGUUCUGUCUGGCUGCCAGACAUAGUCCUGGAAAACAACAUUGAUGGUAACUUUGAUGUAGCAUAUUACGCGAACGUACUCAUUUACAACGAUGGCUCCAUGUACUGGCUGCCCCCGGCUAUCUACCGCAGUGUGUGCGCCAUCGAGAUCACUUACUUCCCCUUUGACUGGCAGAACUGCACCCUAGUCUUCAGGUCUCAGACAUACAGUGCCAAUGAAAUCGACCUAGAUUUGGCGAUGGAUUAUGACAUUAACAAGCCCAUUGAGUGGGUGGUUAUUGACCCAGAAGCCUUCACUGAGAACGGGGAGUGGGCGAUCAAGCACCGGCCCGCACGAAAGCUGACCAACCCUCGCUACUCCCCUGAUGACCUGGAAUACCAGGAGAUCUACUUCAACCUCAUCAUCCAGAGAAAACCUCUCUUCUACAUCAUCAACAUCAUCCUGCCUUGUUCCCUCAUCUCCUCGCUGGUCGUACUGGCCUAUUUUCUACCCUCCAAGGCGGGAGGACAGAAAUUGACUGUAUCUAUCUCAGUCCUCCUGGCUCAAACUGUUUUCCUCAUUCUGAUCGCCCAGAAAGUUCCAGAAACCUCUCUAUCCAUUCCUCUCAUUGGCAAGUAUGUGGUCUUUGUCAUGUCCGUGACCACACUCAUCGUCACCAACUGCAUCGUCAUCCUCAACUAUUCCCUCCGCAGUUCCACUACACACACCAUGUCCUACAAAAUGAAACAUAUUUUCCUGGAGGUGGUGCCUCGUUUUCUGGGCAUGGAACCCCUGGUGGAUGACAGCGAGGAGAACGAAGAGCCGGAUGGAAAGAGGGAGAGGAGACGGAGCUCCUUCGGGCUGAUGCAGCGGGCGGAGGAGUAUGUCCUGAAGCAGCCCCGGAGCGAAAUGAUGUUUGACAAGCAGAGGGAAAGACACGGCUUGACGCGCUCCAUUGUGGAUACUAUAGAUGUUAGCAGCACUGCCAGUCUAUAUAAGAGCCUGGCCCAGGCAGCACCAGAGAUUAAAGAGUGCGUGGAUUCCUGCAACUUCAUCGCUGAGACUAUGAAGGAACAGAACGAGGGUGAAUCCGACAUGGAGAGCUGGGUGUUGAUCGGUAAGAUGAUUGACACGGUUUGUUUUUGGGUGGCCAUUUUGUUCUUCUCCAUCGGAACGAUAGCCAUCUUCCUUGUGGGCCAUUUCAACCAGGUGCCCGAGUACCCUUUCUCGGGGGAUGACAAAAAAUAUGCUCCUGAAUAAAGGAGCAGGUGUUUGCAGCUCUGACUGAACAAAGCGAGACAAAUGAAAAACACAGACAUAAAGAGGAGACAAAGAAGAGAGAGGGAUGGUGACAGACAGAAAAACAUAUAAGCAGCUAAUGUGCAGAGGAACAGUGGCUCUGUUUGCUCUGCUUCUGACUAAUAAACACAUAUACACUGGUGGGUUUUGAAUGACAAUGGUACCAUUUUACCUCAAGUUACACCUAUCAGUUUUAUUCAUUUUGGAAUGUGCCUCUCCCAAGUGGUUAUGGGUAAGCUAGUUUAUUGUCUCUCGGUUGUUUUCUUACUGUUACCUUUAUCAAUAUGAAGCCAUUUUUGAAUGGUGAGUGUUGAAGGAUGAGUGGUGUUUUCCUUUCUAAAAUUGUCUGUUGCUUCACCUAGCUUGUUGAAAUGUUUUAUUUAUAUGUGGUUCUAAUGGUACAGCCAUGUCUACUGUAGGGACUGCAUUUCUUUUAAAAGGGCGGAGCAUGUCGGAUUUACUGUAAAUGUCAAAAUAUGAGUGUCUUUACCUUGAGCAUGAAACCCUGAGCUUGUUCUGACCUUAAGUAAGGAUGCCAAAAGACCUCAUUAUACAUGUGCCAGGACUUCCAAAAACCUGGAGAAAAGAGGCAUUGUCACUAGGGUCUCAUGUUUUCUAUUAGGAACUUUUAGAAUAAUGCUAAAACAGUUUCUGUGCAAAUACAUUUUAAGGAUAAUUGGUAUCAUUUGUAAAUGUUGACUACAUGAAAUGCAGGCCUUUGUCCUUACUGAAAUGCUGAUCUCUGAAAUUGGCUAUUUUAAUCAUUUAUUUAUUGUAAUUUAUUGCAAGUGUA